Molecule: messenger RNA, 1408 nt
Organism: Tuber aestivum (summer truffle)
Lineage: Eukaryota; Fungi; Ascomycota; Pezizomycetes; Pezizales; Tuberaceae
Source: the annotation of a GenBank genome assembly
AUGAAGAUUCUUACAAAGGAGGAAGAACAAGGUGAGCUAGCCUUAUCGUUGCCCCAUCCCUAACGCAAUUCUAACGCGCUCUGAUCCAAGAGCACUACGCCGCCGUCCUCAGGGGUGGAAUUUCCGGCGGCCUGGUGGGGUUAGGAGUGGGUCUCGGGGCCGCAGCGGUCCUCAACCGCCGCUGGCAGUUCUUCCGCGCCCUCACACCCCCGCUGAAGGCUUUCUUCGUCACCAGCUCGGGAACCUUCGCCGCUAUCAUCAAUGCCGACAUCUACUCCCGUGCUUACGAGGCCUCCCGCCACGCUGAGCUCCGCGAGUACCAGGACUCGGCAGCGCGCGCCCUCGCGAUGGCAAGGGCCAACAGAACGGGUUGGGAGAAGUUCAAGGACUUUGGUCGAGAAAACCGGUACCCUAUCGUCACGGCGAGUUGGGUUCUCAGUAUGGCCAUCAGCUUGGGGCUCGUCAGUCGGAACAGGUACCUCACUACCAGUCAGAAACUGGUCCAGGCGAGAAUGUACGCCCAGGGUCUUACCCUUGCCAUGUUGAUUGCGAGCGCUGGGUUUGAGGUUGCGGAUGCCAGGGGCGGGAAGGGAAAGUUUGAGACCGUGCUCGUUGUUGAUCCCGAGGACCCGGAGCACAAACAUAUGAUUGAGAAGAGGAUCCACCAUGAGAGCUAUCCUGGUGAGGAUUUGUGGAAAGGUUUGUUUCUGGCCCGGUUGAUGCCACUGGUUUGGAUUGUCGUGCUAACUAUUUUGAUAUAGAUAUGGUCGAGUCGGAAGAGCGAAAGCUCAAGGAGAGGGAGGCAGCUAGGGCUAGGGCCAGGGCCAAUUAGAUAGCCUUAGCCCUAACAGGGCAUUCUUGUGAAUAGCCUUACGGAAGCAGUGUGUGGUCCAGUGUUUCUCCUUUCCCCUUUCCCUUGCGUUGCUUGAUUUGGCCGGGGCGAUCAUUAGAGAUAUUUCUCGUCUGUACUAUACCAUUUUCACCAUUUCCAUUCUCCUUUGCUUAUGGCUCUUCUCACCCGUUAGAUUGCUAAGCGCUACAUUUCUCAUGUAUCAUGCGAGCAUCCUUGUAGAGGUAGAGGCGUUAGAUUUUUUACUUUUUCUACUUUUUUACAUUUUUGCUUCUACUCUGCUCGGCCCCUUCUCCCGGGUAGGUCAAUGCCCCUGGGGUAGAUAAUAAGGAAACGUUACUAUGAAUAAUCAGCCACUCGAGUGAAUAACCCGGCUGGGGGCAGAAGAGAUGUUUGAUCUUAGAGCUGGAGAUGUGAGAAAUAUGCAAGGAGACUGCGGAGGACGGGACCGUCGGUUUAUAUAGAGAAAGCUCGGAGCAAGGAAAUUUGUCCAUGCAGGAGCUGAUGAAUAUCGUUCGUAAGUGGGUUUGAACAUUGUGGUAACAUAAUCCUCGGCCG